Gigantopelta aegis is the source of this 2575-nucleotide messenger RNA. RefSeq lists its product as uncharacterized. The coding region runs from base 395 to 2575 and encodes 726 amino acids. The record is from RefSeq and is a predicted model, not a curated record. The transcript is spliced from 2 exons. Lineage: Eukaryota; Metazoa; Mollusca; Gastropoda; Neomphalida; Peltospiridae.
AAAAAUAGCUCGGGUUUCCAUAAGCUCAACAUGAGGAAACUCUCCCUUCAGUGGACUUCGAGGUUAUUUUCUACUAUGCGAUAGGGCCCCACUCACGUGUUAAACAGUUUAGAAUGUAUCGAUGCCCUAUUUGACAACACUGAAUUAGAUGCAACAAGAGAUACAACAGGUUUGGACCUGUCUUCGUACCACAGACCGAGUAACAGCCAAUCUGAAUGUUUAUGGUGGUGACGUCACUGGAAAUCCCCAUGCCUAAAACUGUGUAUCAACAAAACAUUUUUGGACUUGUCUCGUUACUUCGCGGAUUUUUAGACGUGUUUCAACUUGUUGAGUUUUAGCAGCCGAUGGGUAUAUAAAGGCUGGAUUUCCCCCAAACAAGUCAUUCAAUCGCCGAAUGCAGAAGCAAAUGGUCACGUUGAAUUUUACUCGAGAAAAACAAAAGCCAUCUGAAAUUAUGGAGGCCCAGACAAGUAUGGAAUAUGGAAGAACAGCCAAAAGGCAGAGGCUCGAAUACGGUUGUAGUGACUGUGGUCAAACCUUUGCACACAAACAAAGUUUAAACCGUCACAAGAAGACGGCCCAUGGAAGUCCGAAGCUAACUUGCAGUCAAUGCAAAAUGACAUUCACGAGAAGAGAUAACCUGCAUCGUCAUUUGAAGACACAUUUACAACAGGGGGGUGCUAAUGAAAGUACUCCACGAGGGACAUCUGCCACCGAACCAACACCCACUCAACAAGAACCUGUCGAGCCACCGUGUGACCUUCAAGCCCUAGGAGGCACUAUGCAGGUUCAUACCAUCCCAGGAGAAGGUAUACAGAAAUACGACCCCAUGACAUUCCUGAAGGGAAAGUACGACGAGGUCAAGAAGGUGCUGAAGCAAGCCAUCAAAGAUCGAGGUGAGCUAAAGUGGUACCUGACCAUCAAAGUAAAGAUGAGCAGGCGGAAAGGUGAGGUGGUGGAAACGGUGGAACCCCAUUUCAGAGGCAAGUGUCAAACGUCUCUUAAAUUUGAAGACCCAGAUGAAGGGAUGAAGGAAUCGAUUAAAAAGAUCUAUACUUCUUUCAUCGAAUUUCAAAGGCAGGGUAGCAACUGGACGGUGGAUAAGGUGGUAGACCUCACCAUUCACAUGGCUCGGUACCGACCCCUUCGAGGCUCGAGUUACACACCCCUCCCCAUCAAAUUGAGAGCUAAGCAUGCCAUCGUCAAUGUUCAGAAUCGGGACCAGAAGUGUUUCAUGUGGUCGGUCCUGGCGGCAUUAUACCCCGUCAAACAACAUGCAGAGCGGGUGGCUAAGUAUGCUCAAUACGUCAAUCAACUUGACACCACUGGCAUUUCUUUCCCCGUUAAACUGGUCGAUAUUCCCCGGUUUGAAAGGCAGAACAAUAUUUCUAUCAACGUGUUCGGUUACGAAAAGGGAGACGUUUACCCACUCCACGUGACCAAACAACGUUUUGAAAGGCACGUGGACCUGCUGAUGAUCGCCAACAGUAAAAAGUCACAUUUUUGCUGGAUCAAGGACUUGAACCGGCUACUAUUUGAUCAGAAAAGCUAUGGUCAUCGCCAUCAUUAUUGUCCUUACUGUCUACAGGGGUUCACAAAACAGAGAAUUUUGGAUGAUCAUCUUGUUUAUUGUCAAACACAUGGUCCGCAGAAGGUUGACAUGCCCAAAGACGAAGACAAAUGGCUAUAUUACAAGAAUGUAAGAAAACAACUCAAAGUUCCCUACAUCGUCUAUGCUGAUUUCGAAUGCCUCCAAGUGCCUAUUUCAAGAUAUGAAAAAAGCCCAGAGUCAUCCUCCACUGAGAAAAUGACUAAACACGUCCCUUCUGGGUUUGCCUAUAAAGUGGUUGGCUUGUCACCUGAACAUUGCAAACCACUUGUCACCUAUAGAGGAUUAGAUGCCACCGACAAAUUUGUCGAGUGCAUGGUCAAAGAACAAGAGGACAAAGAAGAGAAAUUUAAACAGUGUGAGCUAAUGGUGAUGACGGGACGAGAUCGCCAAUCAUUCAAGACGGCCACGCAGUGUCACAUAUGUAAGGCGCCACUCGGUCCUAAUCCAGUCAGGGACCACUGUCACAUUACUGGAGAGUUUAGGGGUGCAACCCACAGUGAAUGUAACCUCAACUACAAGUUUACUGGGCGCAUUCCCGUUGUUUUCCAUAACUUGAGAGGCUAUGACAGUCAUCUCAUCAUGCAGGCCAUAGGAAAAAUUCAGAGUAAACCCAUCAGUUGCAUUCCCAACAAUAUGGAAAAGUACAUCUCCUUCAGUCUAGGGUGCAUGGAUUUUAUCGAUUCCUUUCAGUUUAUGAACUUUUCCUUGGAGAAACUCGUAAGCAAUCUGGCCAAGGAAGGACCUUCUAAGUUUGUCCACAUGACUCAACAUUUCGGCGCAGAUCAACUGCCCCUUUUGUUGAGAAAGCAGGUCUACCCAUACGAAUACUUUGAUUCUGAAGCUCUGUUCUUAGAGACCCAGCUCCCACCCAAAGAAGCCUUUCGAAGCUCCUUAACUGAUGAAGACAUAAGUGACGAGGACUAUGCUCAUGCCCAAGGAGUAUGGGAGGAAUUUCGCAUCUGA